Molecule: messenger RNA, 930 nt
Organism: Caenorhabditis remanei
Lineage: Eukaryota; Metazoa; Nematoda; Chromadorea; Rhabditida; Rhabditidae
Exons: 2
Coding region: 1-930 (309 amino acids)
Biological process (GO): embryo development
Molecular function (GO): protein binding
Source: RefSeq, a predicted model, not a curated record
AUGUCUUCUCCAUUUCCCCUCCUUCGUCUUCCUCGAUUAGUUAUGUUCGAGGUAUUCAAAUCAUUGAGUAUCGGCGAGAAAAUCCAGCUCUCCCUCUGCUCGAAGAAAACCUUGGCUCGAUUCAAUAAUGCUCGUUUGUACUCUCAAAAAGUUCAUGUGCAUCUGGACAUGACGAUCGAAAGAAUCCAAGUGUACCCUGAGGAUUUCAAAGAUUGGUUCCAAAUUGGUAUUCAUAUCGAUAGAAAGAUUGACAAUCCAACAAUCCAGCUUUUUGGACGGCGUAUUGUACCAAUGUACAAAACCAUAAAGACGUACUGGAAGAACCUUGGGGAAGGGUUUUUAUGUGUCACAAGACAUCUUUUGAAGAUGUUUCACUGCGAGAUAUCAACCGGAAAGGAAUGCUGGCGGAAUGAUUUUUUCCAACCGGUAAUUUCUGAGUUGUUCGAGCAACAAGUGAAAUUCAAGACGCUCACUAUUCGCCUUAAUGGAUCAACGGAUGAACACUUGUUCUGGAACCAGAUAUCCAAUAAAUUUGGAUUGGUCAAGGAUCUUAGCAUCUCAUCCGUUGCUAAUCUUGGUUUCAGCCCAGUUUUCACUUCAUGGCCACAAGCAAUUACUAUCAUGAAUUCCGAUUGGUUCACUCUGGAAACUCUAUUGACCUGUCCAUGCUCUUUCAUUAACCUCGAGAAUUCAACUCUGGAGAACAAGGAUUUAAAUGAGAUACUUAGGAAGUGGAUGAGUGGAGGAUUCCCAAAUCUAAAACGUCUGAUGAUUAGUGGCCUGUUGAUCACGGAGGAUGAAGAAGAUAUUUUGGGAAUAGAUUUUGUGGAAUUAGACGGAACGGUUAUCCGAACUGAUGAUGGAUCAAAGAAGGCAACAUUCAAAACUGACCACCAAAGUAUUGAAAUGUCUGUGUCUCCAUUUGAAUAA